Cuscuta campestris is the source of this 657-nucleotide messenger RNA. The record is from the annotation of a GenBank genome assembly. NCBI's taxonomy places the organism in Eukaryota, Viridiplantae, Streptophyta, Magnoliopsida, Solanales, Convolvulaceae.
UACAGGUAGUGUUCGAAGUGGCUGAGACUGCUGUCCGACCGGAAAUGAGAAGCUCCGCCGACGUUUAUGGAGCUCUCGCCGGCCGGAACCCUCCUCCGACCGAAAGCGAGAAGUGUGCGGUGGAUUCUGGAAAUUGAAACGGUCGGCGAAAAUGAAAACCCAGGCCGGGAUUUUGUCGUCCGUCCCAAUACCGACCCCACUCCCUGGCCCAAACCUCUUAACACUAGGGCUGACAUCGGGCUUGGACGUUCCUGCCCGGCCCAGAGCUCCACUCGUCCCUUCUGCUCGGCUCAGAGCUCCACUCGUCCUGCUGCCCGGCUCUGCGCUCCGCUCGUCCCUUCUGCUCGGCUCAGGGCUCCACUCGUCCUGCUGCCCGGCUCUGCGCUCCGCUCGUCCCUUCUGCUCGGCUCAGAGCUCCACUCGUCCUGCACGGCCCUGCGCUCCGCUCGUCCCUCCUGCUCGGCUCAGAGCUCCACUCGUCCUGCUGCCCGGCUCUGCGCUCCGCUCGUCCUUCCUGCUCGGCUCGGCCAGCCAAGCCGAGCCCGAACCCCGCGACAACGACGUGCGGAAAGCGACGUUCAACAAAGACUUGGUGAAAGCGAUAGGAUGAAAGGGACAAGACCUAAGGACAGGUGACGUCCGCUAAACGACGAGCCU